Molecule: messenger RNA, 763 nt
Organism: Dimorphilus gyrociliatus
Lineage: Eukaryota; Metazoa; Annelida; Polychaeta; Dinophilidae
Source: the annotation of a GenBank genome assembly
AUAGCGACAUAGGAAGCAUGUCGACUGAAGAGAGGCGAGAGUCUGACACUGGAGAAAAGAAGGAUAAAGCCGAGGCCAUCAUAGCCGAAAUACAAGGGAGAAUAACUAAAGCAUUUGAUAUAUUUGAUCAUGAAAAUAAUAAAACGGUGGAUGUUCGAGAAGUAGGAACUAUCGUCAGGUCAUUAAAUUGUUGUCCAACAGAAGCAGAACUUCAUGAUAUAUUAACAGAAAUGGAAGAAGAUGAACCUACGGGCUAUGUAAAAUUUGAAAAAUUUCUGCCCGUGAUGACCACUAUUUUAAUGGAUCGACGCUACAAGCCUCAACCAGAAGAUAUUUUAUUAAAAGCUUUCCAAACUUUGGACACUGAGAACCAGGGGUUUUUGACUAGUGACGAGUUGCAAAAGUACAUGAUGAAAGAAGGUGAACCUUUUACUCAAGACGAAAUGGAAGAAAUGCUUUCCGCAGCUCAGGAUCCGGAUAAAGGAACAGUACAAUACAAAGACUUUGUAGGCCUUAUGGCGGUGGAAGAAUCUUAAUUUACACUUAACAAACAAAACGAUCCAUCAAAUAGGUAAUACAUUCUUUCAAGAAUAUUUUGGACCUCUUUAUCGAAAGCGAAAUCUGAACAAAUUCUUUCCUGCACGUUCAAUAUUUCUUGGAGGAGGUUUCCACUGAAGAUAUAAAAAAAAGCAUAUUUGUAAAUAAAAACAUAUAUAAUUCUUAAUGAAUCAAUUAUUUUAAAUAAUAUACUUGAAUGAUAACG